Messenger RNA from Cotesia glomerata, 1824 nucleotides. RefSeq lists its product as uncharacterized. The transcript has 6 exons. The record is from RefSeq and is a predicted model, not a curated record. NCBI's taxonomy places the organism in Eukaryota, Metazoa, Arthropoda, Insecta, Hymenoptera, Braconidae. Bases 18 to 1541 code for a protein of 507 amino acids.
CAAAAAAUCUCAAAAAUAUGCUCAUAAAUACAAAUGGUGAAAUAACAACUCCGUCUGACAAGAUAUUUAAUCCUGAAGUUAUAGAUAAAAGAAAACAAUUGAUCGAGAAUAUAAAGUUACAGAACGGUAUUAAAACCUCGAACAGAAAUAAAAUUGAGACAAAAAUCCUGAGCCAAAAGCCUAUUCUGAGUAAACUUUUUCCAUUUCACAAUCAAAAUCAAUUUGUCAACCAAGCUAACUAUACAUCAAUUCAGUCGACUUCUUCCAAUCUGGGACAAGCUUUUCAAGCCUUGAGUUCUUCUACUCCAGAAUCAACUUCUCAAAGUCAGAGUUCUUUUCACACUUUACAGACUUCUCAACUUCAGACUCCUUUUAACGCAGUAAAAACAUCUCAACUUCAAAUUCCUUUCAAUACGGUACAAACUUCUCAAGUUCAGAGUUCUUUUAACCCGGUAUCAACUUCUCAGCUUGAAACCACUUCUAGCCAAGCACAAUCACCUCAAUUUCAACCUUUUUUGACUCAAUUACAAGCUUCUUCAACUCUGUGUACUUCAGUACAGAAAAAUAAUGAUUAUUUUUCCUCGAAACCCAGUAUUAUUUCUACACUGAAUUAUGAUCAACAGGAUACGUAUGAGUUUCCGCCGAAUGUACAUACAAGACCUGUUGGUCAAGUAAUUAAUUUAAGAAAUGUAAAUCAAUCUACUACAAAUGCACAAGAGACACCUGUUUCUCAAAAUAUUCAGGAAAAUGAAAGAAUGUAUGAAAAUGAAAAAACGGUUACAGUUGUAAAAUCAGUAGUACCAUCUAAUGAAAUAACAAAUUUACUUUCUCAAUUGGUCCCCAAAAAACUUACAUUAGAAGUCGUUGAGUUCGUGGAGGCACUUGCAAUCAAUCUGAGACAUAAAUAUAAUGAAGAGCAUCACAACACUUCAAAAGAAUCAGUUUUUACACUUCCAAUGCAGUAUUUUGAAAGCGGCAAGGAUAAAGUUGAAAUAUCGCCAGGCAUUGGCUUUUACAUGUGUAAAAGCGUUUUAUCAGACAUUAAAGAAAGGGCUUCAAACAACUGGCGGGAAUUAGUGAUCAUAACACUAGAUGAAGUAUAUGGCAAGAAAUUGCCUAACUUCUCAGCCAAAGGACGUAAAUCAAACAAACGGCCAGGAAUUAACAGUACAUUUUUUAAAGGACUUUACUGUUGGGCAAAAAAAAUUGAUAAUUCCAUUACACUAAAACAAUUCACUAAGGCCAUAAAUGAUCAUGCUGGUAAUCUACGGAAAUCUAAAAAUAAACAAACAAAACAGAAUGAUAAAAGACGGUCUCGUAUAAUCGUUUCUGAUGAAGAAGAAAUGAGUGUUGAAGAAGAUUAUACGGAAGAUGAAGAUGAAACAGAUGAAGACAAAGAAAACGCAAAUGAAGAUGGAGACAAAAAAGAUGGAAACAAAGAAGACGAAGUGCUGGACAACAAUGACAAUAAUGAUGAAACAAUUGAAAAAAACCAACAUUUGGAAUAUUAUUCUGAUGAAAGUUUUCUAUUAUCAUAUUAAUAAAAAAUAAAGUAUUAAUCAUCGUUCAAAUUGCUUCAAUAAAAUUGUUUAGAACCAUCAUUGAAUAUUUUGUUUAUUAUAGCUAUUCAAAGUAUCACCACUAUGUUUAUUAUUCGAAUAGUCACUAUUGUAUUAAUUCAUCUUACAUUCUAUCGCAGGGAUGGCCUUUAGGAUGAACCGUUUUUCUAAUUUUUUUUUGCUGGAAUCAAAUUAAACUGUUAUUUAUUCGAGCUCAUUUCUGUAAAACCUAAAAAGAUAAUUUUGUUACGAGGAAAAUUUUUAU